AUGGCCAGUCCGGAGGGUCGAUCUGGCUCGUCAAGAGAUCAAUACAUUCCUCCGGAAGAUGACGAUCCAGGUCUAUUCAAUGGCGUCAACACCCGCCAAAUCGAAACUUUCGGUCGCAAAGUUACUGCGACUGCAGGACAUCUGAUGGGCGGUCCCGAAGGAAGCUUCCAUAAUACCCUGACCGACGUCCAUCGUGAGCUUCGCCGGCCUCUGAUACAACGCUCUGUCUUCUCUUUCGCUCAGACUACUCCUCGUGACCUGGCUCGAUCGAAGUUCAUCCCAUCGGAGAUACAACAACGAGCUAUAUCGUCUCUACCUGAUGCUCUUCUCUCCAACAUCCCCCAAGACCACAACGCAUACUCUCUCUUCCAAGGCUUCCAAGCGACACUGCCAGAAGAUCCGGAAUCGCCAAAAGUUCGGCAUGGAAGACAUAACUCUCGCGGGCGGAAACUUCUUGAAGGCUCGAGGGAGCAGCUGGACGAUGGCCAGCCCAUUUCACGACUGCGUAAUGAGAAGACCAGUUUGAGCCAUCGCCUCGAAAUGCUGGAGGUUCGGAAAAGCAUGUGCGCCACCGAGAUCAGAGAAAUCGACAACAAGAUUUCAAAUCUCAACACGAUGCGGAAAAUCGUUCUAGAUCGACUCGCAGGAUUGGAGCAAGAUGAGAUAGAGCUAGAGCAUGACCUGAACGACGUGGAUAAUCGUAUCGAGGACAUGCAAGAGGAGAUGGAUGACGCCGCUGCUUUGGCUCAGAAGUCACCAGGUUCCAGUGCUGGGGGUGAUAUGCCCACAACAUCGGGGGAAUUCAUGUCACAGUCUAUCUACCAGAAACUACCAGAAACGACUCCGAAACCCAAGAAAAAACGACAUGUACCGCGGCGAGUAUCGACAAUGAUACUACAUGAACACCUUGAGUCCGGAUCAAAGAUCAAGGAUAUGCAAGCGCAUAAUGAUCUGAUUACAGCCCUGGAUUUUGACGCCCCGUUCGGCACCAUGGUCACAGCUUCAAUGGACGACACCGUCAGAGUGUGGGACCUAAAUGCGGGACGGUGCAUGGGCAUGCUGGAAGGUCAUCUCUCGUCGGUCAGGUGUCUACAAGUAGAGGAGAACAUUGUCGCAACUGGAUCGAUGGAUGCCUCUAUACGAUUGUGGGAUCUCAGCCGAGCAGACUAUGCACCGAUGGAAUCAGGAACGAGUAAAGAUGGCAAUCAAGAUGAGGAUGAUGGACUAGUAUUCGAGAAUCCAGAAGAUGAACCGCCCCCGCCUCCCCCGACGAGUAUGCAAGACUGUCCGCUCUUCUCGCUAGAAGGACAUGUGGCUGAAGUCACAGCUUUGUACCUGAGGGGCGACAUGUUGGUCUCUGGAUCAUCAGACAAGACCUUGCGACAGUGGGAUUUAGUGAAAGGCAGAUGCGUUCAGACACUCGAUGUGCUAUGGGCGGCGGCGCAGGCUGCGACGACGAUGGGUUCAAGUGAAGGCCAGUGGCGGCCAACGGGAAGGCAGUCUGAUUCGUCAGCUGACUUCGUUGGUGCUUUGCAGUGCUUUGAUGCCGCACUGGCGUGUGGAACAGCGGAUGGCAUCGUCAGACUUUGGGACCUGCGCAGUGGGCAGGUACAUCGAAGCCUUGUUGGACACACUGGCCCUAUCACUGCUCUGCAAUUUGAUGACGUUCAUAUGGUGACUGGCAGCAAUGAUCGAAGUAUCAGAAUAUGGGACCUCCGAACUGGAUCGAUAUUCGAUGCGUAUGCAUACGACAAUCCUAUCACCGGCAUGGCGUUCGACGCGAAACAGAUCGUUUCUGCAGCAGGUGAAGAUGUGGUCAAGGUUUACGACAAGACCGACAGCCGGCAGUGGAACUGUGGCCCUGGUGUCUCCGAAACUGACGUUGCCGGACACCUUGCUGUCAUCGAGCAGGUCCGCAUCAAGGAAGGGUACAUGGUUGAGGGUCGCAGAGACGGCAUGGUCGGUGUUUGGUCGUGUUGA
This is a messenger RNA of Pseudovirgaria hyperparasitica, 1980 nucleotides long. RefSeq names its product WD40 repeat-like protein. The transcript has 3 exons. NCBI's taxonomy places the organism in Eukaryota, Fungi, Ascomycota, Dothideomycetes, Acrospermales, Acrospermaceae. Gene Ontology annotation, molecular function: protein binding. The coding region runs from base 1 to 1980 and encodes 659 amino acids. The record is from RefSeq and is a predicted model, not a curated record.